Messenger RNA from Cryptococcus wingfieldii CBS 7118, 1179 nucleotides. RefSeq lists its product as hypothetical. The coding region runs from base 1 to 1179 and encodes 392 amino acids. NCBI's taxonomy places the organism in Eukaryota, Fungi, Basidiomycota, Tremellomycetes, Tremellales, Cryptococcaceae. The record is from RefSeq and is a predicted model, not a curated record. Gene Ontology annotation, cellular component: SMN complex; nucleus. Gene Ontology annotation, biological process: spliceosomal snRNP assembly. The transcript has 3 exons.
AUGCCUCGCCCAGGUCAAGCAGCCGCACGAAGAAAGCGGGCCCGCAUCUCCACUACCCCACCCCCCUCGACACCCACUUCCAAGUCGGCAACACAGCAAGAAGACGGCGGCUCUCCAAAUCCUAGAGCGCAAUGUCUGCCCAUGGCCGAUCUUCCAGCAGACUUUGAUGGGGUCCCAGAAGACGGUGCUCAGUAUCUUGCCAUGAUAUACAAGGCGAAUAAGAGCUUGCCUUUCUCUACCAGAAUGGAGGGCUGGGUGUCAGAGGCCGAGAUGGAAAUUGAGGUGGUAGCAGAGACGGGGGCGAAGAAUAAGGAGAGACAUGUGGCUCUGCCAAAGUCAAGCUGGGAGGCUACCUUUCCCAUACACUUCCAAGGCUACCGUAAAAAUCUAGCAGAACGUUGGCCACCUGCCACACGACUGCCCUAUCCCUCAGACUACCCGCCAUUACCACUUGCCAAUCGACGCUCGGAAUGGUACAUGUUUGUUAACGGAUAUUCCAUGGACAAUAUUCCAUCUCAAACAGAUAGGCGGAAAGGGAAAGGAAAGGAGAAAGUCGCCUUGACAGAAGAAGAAGCCAUGAACGAGGCCGUUGAACAGGUAGAGGUAGAAGAGGAGGAUGAUUGGAAGAAGAGCAAAGGAGCUCCGCGAGAACCCCUUGUCAGCCUUCUACAGCAACUGAACUCUAAUCAAGCAGUACAGGUAUUAUCCCAUUUCGGACACUGGCUCACAGAGGCUAUAACCCAAUUACCUCCUCCUCUUCCAUCAUCCCCCGAGCUUCUUCCAACUCAACCGGGUGGCGAGGGAAAGAGAGAAGAGACGUCUCCUCCCCCUCGUCCUCCCAACCCGUUCCCUCCGCAUUAUGCCCGAUGGAUCCUCGCUCUCCUUAUGCUUGUCGACCCAUAUCUGUCAGGCAAUCAAACAUCCACCUUGCGGGACCUUGCUCGGAGUGCUAUGCGGGUAGCUGGCUGGAGAUGGGUUCGGGCUGUUGUGGCUCGUGACGUGGGAGAGGAUUGGCGGUUGGGGGCUGGAGGUUGGGGUUUGUUGACCGAAGCUGAGGAGAGGGAUGGGGAGGAAAGUGUGGAUGAGAUGCUCGCGAGAUGUUGGACGGUGGUGCAUGCUGUCGCCGCCGGAUGGGCACAGAGAGACUUACUUGAUGAUCUUGAAACGUUGUUCACAUGA